AUGGAGUGCCCUCUCUUGCGCAGUGGCGUUGCAGCUGCUGCUGCAGCGCUUCGAGUUAAGCCCGAAAGCUCUCCAGUGAAGACAGAGUCGGCUGCUGAAGACAGCCGUGCUUCAAAGAGUGAGCCCAGCCCAGUCAAAGUUGAGCCAGUUGAUCAGACAGCCAAGAAACGGAAGAGUGAGUGGAUGUCUGGUUGCAGGAAUCUCCCAGGGGAUGUCAGCUUCACGAAGGACUCCUUUUUCAUGCCCGAGGUAUUGAACUACUUGGCAAUGUUCACUGACCCCACCCAGAUGAAAGCUGCUGACGAAGCACCUCCAGUCCACCCGCUAGACACAGUGAUGGCGGCUUUCAAGGAUGAUGAUGCUGCUGCGCACACUUGCAACAAGCUCCAGACUUUUUUGGCCGAUGCCUUCCAGGUACAGGGCAAAGAGUUCCCGUGGGCAAUUUUGUCGCCAGAACUGGCUACGCUGGCUCCUGGUUCAACUUUGACAGCACGUGUCCCAUUGGAUGCCAUCAUUUUGAAGGCUCCAGAUGAUGGCUUGCCGAUACUGGAAGACUUUUUGACUUGCGUUGUGUCUUUCCUGUUCACUGGCUCACGGCUCGACAGAGAGCCUUUGGAUGUGAAUUUUGCUCCCCAGUCCAAUGAUACUGAAGAGAAUGGCUACAAGCCAAUGCUCUCUGUGAAGAAGGGCUUCACGACAGCUGGUCUGUUUUGGCUUCUUUUGGCCUCUGACAUCGACCCUGUGGCUGGUAAGGAUUUGAUUUCGCCGUUGCUACCUGCAAUCAAAGACAUGUGGAACCUUCCCUGUUGCAUCUCUAUCGGGCAAGCACGUGAAGAGAGCAGCUUUGAAGCGAUGCAGCUAAGCACCCAAGGUUCCGAGCGGCAGAGAAAAAAUGCAUCUUGCCUGCAAAACACUUGGCUCUUUGUUGUCCCAGCUCGCUCCCAUGUUGCAUUCAGGGUCCGACAUCUUAUAGCCAACGAGGCCUUGCAAAUGAGCCUGCGUUUCGAAAAGCUGAUGGCUGAGCAUCGCUUCAAUGAGACCGCAGCAGAUUUGACAGACAGCGAUCUGCUUGCGCAGCUCGUCGACCGGUACAACAACUUCAGGUCAAACGUGGCCAUCAAAAAGUGGCAGAUUAGCGAUGAUAUGCGGAGGAGCAUCGAAGGUAUCAUCCUCGGAAUGACGCCGCUCUCCCGGAGCCUGAUCCGUGCCCACCUAGAUCACAACAAAUGGGAAGAGAGCGGAUACAAUGAAGCGAUCCUGAAGUCCAAGCGACACCAGCUCCACGAGUCACCCAAGGGCCUGACACCAGUUUGGACCAAGAUCCUCACAGUGACCGAGAAGAGUCAGCAGAUUCAUUUUCGCAAAUACAAUUUGUGGUGGUCCCUCAAUGCUCGGCGUGUGAAACGGGACUACUCUCAAGAUUUGGAGGCAUUGCUGUUGGCAAAGCCACAGGCCAUCAAGGCUGAGAUGACAGCAGUUUGGCAAGACCACGUGGGCAGGGCCAUCGCCCAAGGAGAUGUUGGAGGGGCCAGCUCGAAAGAAGAGAGUGUUGAUGUUGAAGCUGAGGAGAAACUCGCAGGUGCAAAAUACCAAGUCGACAUUUGCAGCCUCAGUCAUGACUACCGAGAAGCAGUCGCCUACAACCUGAAGAGGAACAAAAUGGAUUCCAACGCGCAUGUUGCCCAGGUGCUGCACAUGAAGAACCAGAUCGACGUGGGCCUUGGCGUGGCUGAAGCGUUCAUGCAGAAGAGAUUGUUGGCGGUCUCUGGCUCGCAGCUUGGUCAAAACGUUGCCACCAUGCAGCGUCGGGUGCUGUCGGAUGCCAAAGCGAAAGGGUUCGACGCAGACCUGGAGCGCAUGCAUAACAUAGGGUACGUUGAUCUUCCGAAGUUGGGUGUUGUCUUCAUUGUCUGCCCGCUGUUGGCGGGAGAGGGUGUGCUCUUUGGGCUUCGUGGUGAGCAGCGGACGUUCCCGCAAUCCAUCCCGGCCUACAUGGUUUGCUUGGAAAACACCUUGGGGGCAAAGCUGGGCACCUUAUUUCGAGCACCGAGGGGUUCGGACCGGCCUACACAAGAUGACAAUGUCUUUACACGCAGUAGUGCCACUGAGUGGCAGUCAGGUGACUAUGUGACCCCAGAGUCGUCAACCUACUUUUCCCAUGAACAUGGGCGGUCCCUGACAGACAAGGAGGAAACAGCGAUGUGGGUCUCAGCUCCUGGCGUGAUCAAAUCGAUCAUUGAAUCGCUGCUGGGCCGAGUGUCAACCCUCAAGAGCCAAUGCUGCUUGAUUCACCACAAGACCUUGUACGACGGUGCUUUCGAGAAGGUACUCUAUGAAAUGAUGACAGAUCUUUCAGAGCAGUGCUAUUUGGCAGUGCUGAGUGAGACCACCAACCCUGCGGUGUUCCAAUAUGCUGUGACGCAGAUCAAAGACAAGCUGCUGGAUUGGAAAGGUGCACAUGGCUUGGUCGGAAAGAUGACGCCCAAGUUCAGCCCAGCGGCCGACCUGAGCACUAUCAGCGAGCCUAGGCUGCCAACUCUGAAGAUUUGCACAAUGGUCAACGGCCACCUCUCGAUUCCCAACGAGAUCCGGGAGCGUUGGCUCCAGGACCCGCUGCGCAAUCCGGACUGGCGGGUCCGCUUGCAGAAUUUCGAUUCAGUUUUUGCUCCAGUGUCAGAUGCAAACAACGCGCCACGGCCAGCACCAACGGCAACAGCAGAGGAAGCUGACCUUGGUCAAGUGGCUCCCACAAGAGCACCAGAGGUUGUCCCAGCGCCACCCGCAAUGACUUUGGAAGAGUUCAAGCAGAGAUUCCCCACGGUCGCCGCAACCGUGACUUUGAACUUGCAGCAGCAGGUGACAUGCUUCUUGGUCGAGAACAAGUGCUUCAUUACAUGCGCCAGCAAGUUCCAAGUUCCGGGCAUGGCAUCGCCAGAAGCUCGCCCAGCCUUCUUGUAUGCUGGGGGCAGUUGGUUGAGCGAUUCCGCAAAGGCGAAGGAUUUCUUGAGCAAGCCUGCAAAUGAGAAUAAGGCCGUUGAAUUUCGACUCAACAGUGAAGCGCAGAUGGAUUCCACCUUGCAAGCAACAAACAUUUUCCAUUGUUUAGUUUGA
This is a messenger RNA of Cladocopium goreaui, 3111 nucleotides long. NCBI's taxonomy places the organism in Eukaryota, Dinophyceae, Suessiales, Symbiodiniaceae. The record is from the annotation of a GenBank genome assembly.